AUGAUUGUUUUCAAAAGAAUAUUUCAUAAUUAUUUUGCAAGGAAUGCACUAACAAACAUUUUAAAAAAGGAGGAAAUAAAUUUUAAUGACUUGCAUAAAAGAGUGUACAUUGGGCGUUCUGACUACAAUGGAUUAGGCAUAUUUUCGUUAAGUAAAAUAAAAAGAAAUGAAAUUAUUGAAAUUUGUCCUACUGUAAAAAUAGAAAAUGAAGAUAUACCAAAAAAAUUAAUAAAUUAUUUAUUUGAAAAGAAAGAACAGAAUAUGAAUAAACAAAUUGUUCAAAUUUUGACAAAAAAAGACGAAACCGCAAAUUAUAAACUCUUCCCCUUAGGUUAUGGUAUUUUAUAUAAUCACUCCAAUUCACCGAAUGCAUUUGUUCAUAUUGCUCGAAUAAAUAAAGAAAAGGUGAACAUUAAUAUAUUUACUGAAACAGUUGUUUCAAGUCAAAUUAUGAUAUUUCGUGCUCAAAGGGAUAUACAGAAAAAUGAAGAAAUAUUUAUCUCGUAUGGACAAUGUUGGUGGAGGGUAAGCUAG
Messenger RNA from Plasmodium malariae, 534 nucleotides. It is a transcript of the gene SET5, whose product is annotated as histone-lysine N-methyltransferase, putative. Lineage: Eukaryota; Apicomplexa; Aconoidasida; Haemosporida; Plasmodiidae. The coding region runs from base 1 to 534 and encodes 177 amino acids. The transcript has 2 exons. The record is from RefSeq and is a predicted model, not a curated record. Gene Ontology annotation, molecular function: protein binding.